Molecule: messenger RNA, 1047 nt
Organism: Corticium candelabrum
Lineage: Eukaryota; Metazoa; Porifera; Homoscleromorpha; Homosclerophorida; Plakinidae
Exons: 11
Coding region: 47-808 (253 amino acids)
Cellular component (GO): RAVE complex
Source: RefSeq, a predicted model, not a curated record
AGUAAAGCUCACGUGACAAUGAGUCGAAGUCCCGUAUAAUCAAAUAAUGACAGAGGUUGAUUGGCUCUUCUCUACUUGCGUUCCUCCUGUCUUGCUUCAACUUGAAGAGUGGAUGGAGGAAUGCAUAAAGAUUUAUGAGGAAGAAUGCUCGAGAGGGAAAGACUCGUCGAGCCAACAGAAGUCGUUUGUACUGAAAUCAAAAGAUGUUGAAAAUUUAAGAGGCUUUGUUAACUUGCAAGGAAGUGUGAUUACUAAAGGAACAGUGAGGAUUGGUAAAGGAUCGCGCAGUGCAAAACAGGAUGUUAAACAUGACUUGAGUACUAAGACGCCGUGGUACAUCAGUCAGAUACGUGAAAUGAUAAGCAAUGUGAAGGCUGCUUUCAGGGCUCUUCAGGGAAGGCGAGUUCAUUUAGUGGACAUCAAAGAUGCUGUUGAGGUUACAAAGCUGGUGCUGGGCUACGUUCAUAAAGCUCAGAGUUGUUUGACGGUACCUCCUGAUGAUUUGAGGCAGCUAUGGGAGAUGAAAUCAAUGGUCACGUUCAAGCCUGAUUUGUCAACUUCUGAACUUAUUGUAUUUACAAUAAAUGCAAGUAAACUUGUUUUAUCGUACCUUACAUUUGCUGCUGUAUCAAGUUCUCAGGCGUCUGGGAAAGGCACAGUGGAGAUACGGGGUCAGCACUAUGAAGUGUCUCAACGUUUAAGUGUUGAUUGUGAUAUUCCUUGGAUCAGUCGUUUCUUGAAGAUAUUGCCUAUGGCUUUGGCAUCAUGUCAGCAGUUGCUGCAGAAAGUAUCACUCGCAUUAAAUUGAGUUGGACUGCUGGAAUAGGGAAACUUCAUUAACUGGAUGUAGAUAUGAUGCCGAGAACUUGAUGUAUAUAUGGCAAGGUCAAGAACUUGAUGUAUAUGACAAGGUCGCAACAUCAUGGUCUACUAAGUUGCUAAUCAGAGAGCAGUAAUUUAUAAACUUUAUUCUGUUAUCUGCUGUCAUAAAUCACUGAUAAUCAAACAAAGUAUACAGUAAUUAGCAUUUAAAUUUGAUUACUACCU